Molecule: messenger RNA, 1071 nt
Organism: Peronospora farinosa
Lineage: Eukaryota; Oomycota; Peronosporomycetes; Peronosporales; Peronosporaceae
Source: the annotation of a GenBank genome assembly
AUGGGCGAAGAAGAGCCUGCGCGUCGAGUAUUGUCGACUGCAGAGAAGCGAGAAAUGCGUCGCGCCCGCAUAUUACAAGGAAGUAAAAGUCGUCUGAAGCUUUUGGAAGGUCAUAUUGCAACGCUCAAGACGCCAAGCGACGAGUCGAGCGUGACAUCUCUAGAGACGCAGCUGGACGAAGGCGUCGAGGAGCUCCUAGCGCAUAACUUGGACGUAAAGACUUCUCAGCCAAUCACAGAGAAGAAGACGGAGCUUGAGAUCCCAAAGCGUGUUGAUCCAGCACAGAGACGUCGAGAUGCUGCUGUCAGACGUCGUAGAAAGGAGAAGAUAGUGCAGGAGAUCCUUGGCCACAAGACGGAAGAGGUCGCCGCUCUCCAGACUUCACAGGAUACUGUAGCAUUGCAUUCAAAGGAGGCAUUACCAGCAGCUGUUGCAGAACCGACGUUUAGUCGUCGUUUGACAGCGUUAAAGCUUUGCUCACUUGAGGAGAAGCUCGUGCUGCUGCUCAUUGUAGCGGCGGCUGUUUAUGCUGCUGUGUCCAUGGACUUGAGCUCUAUCACAGCAACUUUAGUUGCUGACGACUAUUUAUUCGUGGAGUAUCAGAAUCUUGUUGCUAAGGGGGUCCCUAUGGACUCCAUUUGGCAACAACUUGAACGGGAACAGGUGCUGCCUGAGAUUAGAGAGAAGCUGGAGCUUUUACUGAUGCAGCAAUCGAAGAUGGAGACAGUAGGCACGUCAGCAACGACGAGUGGAGGUGGAUGGCUGCCUGAUAUUGUGGAUGUAGGAUUUUACUUCUCGUCGCUGGUGUCACAUCCGCCUAUUGUGUUCUGUGUGUUUCUGGUGAGACUAUUGGUGUCCGCCGGGGCAAAGUUUGUCCAAAAGGCGCUGGAUUUGCCAGACGUGAAGAAUUCUCAGGAGGGAGAUCUGGGCUUCUUGGUCAAUCUGGCACUGUCUAGUCGCCCGGUGCUGAAAGAGUGCCUGGUGGUAGGUCGUAAGGCGUUAGAUGACGUAUUCGUUUUCAUCUUUACGCUUGUGGUGCUUGUUGCCAUCCGCGCCAUCUGGUUCAGUUAG